Molecule: messenger RNA, 1554 nt
Organism: Alternaria atra
Lineage: Eukaryota; Fungi; Ascomycota; Dothideomycetes; Pleosporales; Pleosporaceae
Exons: 4
Coding region: 1-1554 (517 amino acids)
Source: RefSeq, a predicted model, not a curated record
AUGAAGUCCUAUUCAGCGUCCCUCCUGUUCGGCGCUCUCGCAACCCUUGCGCAGGAAACCGUUCUGCCCGAAGCUGCCCUUGCCGGUCCAGGCUUUCCAGCACCAUCCUCUCUCAGCGGCAGCGAUGCUCUCGCCACCGCCAUCGGCCGAUUUGACGAAGCCGUCGCCCGCUCCCCGAUCGUGCAGGCCAACGAGGCGGCGUGGGCCGUGGCCGUCUUCUCGACAGCUGAUGAAGAGCCCCUGUACGAGCGAUACUUCACGCCCGACUAUGACGUUGGCGUCGAGGAGGUCAAUCGCGAAUCGGUCUUCCGCAUCGCCAGCGUGUCCAAGGUGUUCAGCGUGUGGUCAUUCCUCAUGGAGGUGGGCGAUGAGCGCUUCAACGACCCCAUCACGCGAUAUAUCCCCGAGCUGGGUGACGCAGGUCCCUCGGACGGAGCGCUGUACGACGACAUCGACCAUGUCCGUUGGGAUGAGGUGACCCUUGGUCAGCUUGCGAGCCACCUGGCGGGCAUACCCCGUGAUCCCUCCCAGACGGACAUGUCGGCUCAACUGGGUCCGGAGCAAGCCAUGGCUUUCGGUCUGCCUUCUCUACCCAACAACGAAAUCCCUCAGUGCGGCGUGACCGGUUUGCUGAGGACAUGCACUCGAAAUGAAACCAUGGCCCAGCUCCGCAAGCAGCACCCCAUCUUCCCGACCGGACACUCCCCUGCGUACAGCAACGUCGCCUACGCCCUCCUUGGCUUCGCUCAGGAAGCCAUCACCGGCCAGCUCGUCAGUAGAGCCAUUAGCGACAACAUCCUCUCCGCCCUCAACAUGACCGUGAGCAGCUUCAACACGCCGCCCCCUUCUGGCGGGGUCAUACCCGGCAACGCCUCAUCCAUUGGCUGGGACUGGAAGACAGGCGUCAUGGACCCAGCCGCGUCCAUCUACAGCUCUGCGGGCGACAUGCUCAAGGCUGGGCGCGCAAUCUUAAAGUCCACUACCUUGGCCCCCGCGCAGACACGUCGCUGGCUGAAGCCCAUGAGCCAAACGGGCGUACUCGGAUCGGCCGUCGGUGCGCCGUGGGAAAUCCGCCACCUAGUGCUCGACAAGCGACUGACGCAGCUUUACACCAAGCAGGGCGACACGGGCGGCUACCGCGCGGCGCUGGUGCUGUCGCCGGAGCAUGGCCUCGGCGCGGUGGUCCUGUCUGCAGGCCCCAUCGAGUCCAACUCUGCCGCUGUGCGCGAGACGCUCAUGAACGCCGUCGGCGCUGUCUUCCUACCCGCAGCGGAGCUGCAGGCGCGAGAAGAGGCGCGCUCCAACUUCGCAGGGACAUACACAAAUGCCGCGACCAACAGCUCCGUCACCAUCGAGGUUGACGCCUCGACGCCCGGCCUCGGCGUGACGCACCUCUCUGCCCGCGGCAUCGAGGUCAUUGGUCCCUCCAGCCCCUUCAUCCCUCUCUACGGCGCCGGCCAGUCAGCGCGGCUCUUCCCGUCAGGCCUGCGGACGGAGCGAGCCGAGGCGAACGGCACAGCAACACAGGAACCCCAAAGACGAGCCGUUACGUAA